CGGGCAGGAAGAGAAGAGGGGCCCGGGGACGGCGGGCAGGGCACCUGUGUGGCACGGCGGUCGGGCGGUCGGCAGGCGGGCUCUGGCUUGGGCGUCCUCCGGCGCCGCAGCGCUAUGAAGCCGUACGCUCCAGCUUUCAUUCUCCUGUGGAGUGCCGUCGGGAUAGCGAGGGCUGCCAAAAUCGUCGUCGUGCCGCCAAUUAUGUUUGAAAGCCAUCUUUAUAUUUUCAAGACUCUGGCCUCAGCCUUGCAUGACCAAGGUCACCAGACAGUGUUUCUCCUCUCUGAGGGCAGAGAGAUUCCUCCAUCUAAUCACUAUAGACUUCAGCGCUACCCAGGGAUCUUUAACAGCAGCACCUCGGAUGAUUUCCUCCAGUCCAAGAUGAGGAGUAUCUUCUCGGGGAGACUGACAGCCCUCGAACUGUUCGACAUCUUGGACCACUACACCAAGAACUGUGACAUGAUCGUCGGCAACCAAAACCUCAUGCGUGCCCUGAAACAGGAAAAAUUUGACCUGCUCCUGGUCGAUCCCAACGAGAUGUGCGGAUUUGUUAUAGCUCAUCUUUUAGGGGUUAAAUACGCCGUGUUUUCCACUGGCCUCUGGUAUCCAGCAGAAGUGGGCGCUCCGGCUCCCCUGUCCUACGUUCCCGAAUUUAACUCGCUGCUCACGGAUCACAUGAACUUCUUCGAGAGGAUUAAAAACACUGUUGUUUAUCUCAUUUCGAGGUUCGGGGUCAGUUUUUUGGUUCUGCCAAAAUACGAACGGAUAAUGCAGAAACACAAGGUUCUUCCGGAACGGUCCAUGUACGACUUGGUCCAUGGAUCCAGCCUGUGGAUGCUUUGUACUGAUGUAGCCCUGGAGUUCCCGAGACCGACGCUUCCCAACGUCGUUUACGUGGGAGGAAUCCUCACCAAACCGGCCAGCCCUCUGCCAGAAGAUCUCCAGGCGUGGGUGAAUGGUGCUAACGAGAACGGCUUCGUGCUCGUCUCCUUCGGGGCUGGAGUGAAGUACCUGUCGGAAGACAUCGCCAACAAGUUGGCACAUGCCCUGGCCAGGCUGCCCCAGAGGGUUAUUUGGAGGUUUUCAGGGAACAAACCAAGGAAUUUAGGCAACAACACGAAGCUGAUUGAGUGGUUACCGCAGAACGACCUCCUGGGUCACUCCAACAUCAAAGCUUUCCUUAGCCAUGGAGGUUUGAACAGCAUUUUUGAAACCAUGUACCACGGGGUCCCAGUGGUGGGGAUCCCCCUUUUUGGAGACCAUUACGAUACCAUGACCCGUGUGCAGGCCAAAGGCAUGGGAAUCCUGCUCAACUGGAAGACUAUGACUGAGAGUGCACUGUAUGAAGCCCUAGUAAAAGUUAUUAAUGACCCCAGCUACCGGCAGCGGGCGCAGCGGCUGUCUGAGAUCCACAAGGACCAGCCUGGCCACCCCGUGAACCGGACUGUGUACUGGAUUAACUACAUCCUCCGCCACAACGGAGCCCAACAUCUACGUGCCGCUGUUUACAGCAUCUCCCUCUUUCAGUAUUUCUUACUGGAUAUUGCCUUUGUCCUUCUAGUGGGUGCUGCCUUACUUUACUAUGUGUUGGCCAGGAUGGCCAGGUUUGUCUGCAGGCAGAGCAAAGAGCUCUGGUCGAAGGACAAACACAGCGCCGUGAACGGACACUACCAGAACGGGAUCCCCAACGGCAAGUACAGGAGGAACGGCCACAUCAAGCAUGAAAAGAAGGUGAAAUGAGCCAACAGCCCCCCCAGUGUAAAGUAGUAACGAAUCAGAUCAGUAAUCGAAUUUUAUCGCUGUAACUUAGCCUAACAACUACUUAAAAAAAAAAAAAAAAAACCCAAAACCUCAGUAAGCAGUUCUAACACUCCCCUUCGGUAUGUAAUAUUAUGUGACAAAAUUCUACGGAACUAAGAGAAGUCUUUAAAAAAAAAGGAAAAAAAAAAAAAAAAAGAGCAAGCAAGCAAGCACAACCUAAAAUGGAAAAUGUUUUAUUCUUAAUACUGAUGCAGAGAGGUUAUUUUGGCACUGAAGUUUUUAGAAGCCUUAAUUCUCUAAAGUUCUAUACGACGACCGUAUUUAUGAAUUUUGAGUUUUUUUAAAAGCUCAAUGUGUGUGUCCCAGAUGAGGAGAGGUUUCUUUUUAUUUGCAGAGGUGUUCUCCUUUUAUUUUUUUAUUAUUUUAAUAUGUCCAUCCUUUUAGCUGAGAGAACUCUAGUGCUAGUUCUGUGUUUCCCUCGUUGAAGGUUCAACAUGUUGUGUAAGAAUGCUGUUUAAAACAAAAAGUUCUUCCCAGUCUUUAUGCAAGAAAUAGCAAGUUGCAGACUGAGAACACAGACCUUAAAAAAAAAAAAAGAAAUAAUCUUAAUGAGCACUGAAGAAAAAUGGCAAAAAUAUGUACUUGUUUUACUGAUAAGCUGCAUGACUCUUCUGCUCACUCCCAGUACUUUGGCGAAAAGGGUCUUGAGCAAGCCUACAGUAGGUCCUAAUUUUAAUUUAGACAAAAUUUCAUUUGUUGCCUUUCUCUGCAUAAUGUAAUUUAUGCCACGAAAAUAUUAGGGAGUUCUGUUCCAGUUCAAAAAUACGGCGGGGUGGGGAAGUAGAUUUGCAUAAUUAAGAAAAACAAAUGAAACAACAACAGCAACAAAGAAAAAGAUAAGAAAACAGUAAGAAAAUCUAUCCCUGUGCUUCGUGCAGGAGGUUCUGUAAUGGCCCAGAGCUGUGCAGAAUCGAACCACUCCUUGGGGUCUGUUUAAAAAGGAACCAACCAACCCCCAGCAAACACCCCGCACUCCCCCCAGAGUUGAAUGUCUUCCCUUGUUAAUUCUCACAAAGUUCUUUCGGAAUCGCAAUGUUUGUAGCUGUUCUCUUUCAGUGGUUGUAUCUGGAAAAAAAAACCCAAAAACCCAAAAAACCCCAAAAAAACCCAAAAAAAACCCCUCACCAAAAAACAACCCCCCCGACGGAAAUCUUCCCUUGCAUUAGUCUGGGCCGCGCCAUCCAUGUUCCGCAUAGUUGCCAAUGGGAAUUGCGCGCCGCGGGCGGGCGUCCGAGGCCCCGGGCGGCGCGGGAUGAAGCCUGGCCGCUGCUCUGGGGAGGUGGCCGUGGCCGUGUCCCCCCCCACCCCUUCCCAUCCCUGCAACGAUCUCCUCCAAUCACUGUCGCCGACACGCGGGACGCCCGGAGCGCCGGGCUCCGCUCCGAGGGUGGGAUGCGCUCCGGGCGCGGGGGCCGCCGCCGCCCCGCUCGACCAAAGUUGGCAACUAUGAGUUUUUUGAUUUCCACGUCAUUCUGUUUACUUGGAAUUUUUGCACUACACACGUUGUGAGUGUACGCUUUUAUUUAUUUGUAGUUGGAGAUCCCAUUUGCCUUGAAAGGAGAAAAAGGGAGGAAAUGCCCCGUUUUUACCCGGUGUCGCUCACUAACAUGGCAGGAGUUGGGAAUGAUGAUGGGAUGCUGAGAUCAUCUUCAUACACAGUGAUGCAAUAUUUCGCUUGUCAUUCCAUCAGGAGCCUCGGUCCUAUAGCAAUAAAAUAACAGUGCAGAUAUGUUUCUAAUACACAGUACAGCUACUUGUACUGCUUUCCGAAUACUUGAAGAAAAUGGUAUUAUAAAUAGGCCUAGUAGCUAUUCCUUUUUACAAUCUUGCAGUUCGUGGCAACUUAAAAGGAGCACACAAGAGGCGAUGAAUGGUGGGAUGGUGAGAAGACUUCGAGUGUAUGAAUGACUUGGUUCAAAUGUGGGGGAGGGGGGGGGGUUUUGGCAUUAAAGAAGGUACAAAAGCACUGACCGGAUGAUUAAGCAUAAUUUAAUCUCCACUGUGAUAAAACUUAAGCAAUAAACAUGGAUUUAAUAGAGAAA
This is a messenger RNA of Pipra filicauda (Wire-tailed manakin), 3863 nucleotides long. It is a transcript of the gene UGT8, whose product is annotated as UDP glycosyltransferase 8. The coding region runs from base 115 to 1740 and encodes 541 amino acids. The record is from RefSeq and is a predicted model, not a curated record. Gene Ontology annotation, molecular function: UDP-glycosyltransferase activity. The transcript is spliced from 6 exons. NCBI's taxonomy places the organism in Eukaryota, Metazoa, Chordata, Aves, Passeriformes, Pipridae.